AAGUAGAUGACUACAUACUGUUUCGAGAGGGUUUGUGAGAUUAUGAAGAACUUGGGGAGAAAGCGGCAAAAAUUUAUGAAAUUCCCGAUCGCAUGCAUGACGUCACGCGUCACCCCAUCCCUCCUUGUCUUCAUACCACCACCACCAACAUCGUCUCGUCGUCCUUUUCUCUCGUUAACCCAACCUUGCCCAUGCACAACCUCAAACGCGCGGGCUCCAACCCCGCCGGCCCCGCCCCCACCGCCAAAAAAUCCCGACCCCUGUACGAAACGCCUUUCCCGAACCCGUCCAGCGAUAGCUUAGCGUACAAGCUCCCUUCGAGCGUCCCCAAGGACACGGGAAAGUUAUCACCUGUGCCUGUAGUUCGCAGGACGAGCUCGAGGAACUUGAAGGAGAAUAGGGUCGGGAGGAAGUCCAAGUCCAGGUCCAAGGGCGUACUGGAGAGCUCUUUCCCCAUCGAUGCAGAUAUCAUUCCUAUUCACUUUCCCAAGCGUACGUUGUCGGACAAGUACCCAGUGAAUGUACAACUCCUACCGCUACAGUCCCAGCCGACGACAACCUCUCCCCAGUUCCAGCAGCUCGAGUUUGAGAGGGGACGACGUCCUUCUGAGCCGGCGCCUCCCCGUACGCAUAUCUCUUUCCUUGACUCGGAUAUCAAAAAACCGGGAAACGUCGAAUUCAGUAUUCCUUCUUCCAAGGUGGAUUUCAAUCGGCCGCCGUCACAGUUGUCGCUCUACGAUGGGAUGUUUGCAGAUGUUCAAUUCGUGUCGACUCCUUUCCGGUUCGCUAGGAACCUGGGUGAAGGGACGGUCGGCCCGCGUCUGUUGUCGAAGCCGUUGAGCGACACGGAUACGGAUGAGGAAGGGGAGGGGGAUAUCAUGAGUCCGUUUAAGCUUUUGAAGAGGUCGUUGCAGAAGAAGCGCCAGAUGUCUGCGGGGUAUAUGAGUCCCGACGAAGAAGAGACUGAGUGGAUCACUGAUUCAUUGAUCUCGCCGCCUACGAGGGCAGAUGUGGAGAUGGCUGAUCCUGAGCCGGACAUUGCAGAGUUGUUGUCUUUGGAUAGCUUGAUUUUGGGUUAUGAAGAAGACAGGCCGGGGCCUGUACGCACGCGUUCGCUUGAUUCUGCAGCGUUGUCGCUAGCGCCGAUGAAAACUGCGACGACUAGGAGGACUCGGAGCGGGAGUGUUCUGCAGAAUGCGAAUACGAAUGAUGUGACUGUUGGGCAGGGCGGGGCGGUUACUCAGUGGGCGAGCAGAAACAUCUUGGCGCCGCCACCUGUUGUGGGGAGGCCGUCAGCGCCUGUUGGAAGGAAAGGCGUCUUGGCGCAUCGGAGAGGGAACACGGUUGGUGGAGAUGGAGACGACGAGUAUUCGGAGGACGAGCACUCCGGAAGACGAUCUGCCGCUUCCUCGUCCUCGCGUACGCCGGGCGAGGGUGAGGGAUGGGCAGAUGAAGAUGUAUAAACACCCAGCUGUGGAAGGGGAAGAGGCCGGGAUGGAAGAAGACGACGAGUUGCUAAAUAAGUAGUUUUUCUGGUGCGCUAUUGAAAUUGGGACUUUUUUGGUUUUUUUUUUUGCUCUGGCUUGGAUUGUUGCUUUGGCCUGACUGCACUGGAACUGUAUUGACUAGGCUCUUUGGACUGGCUUGAAAGUGUAAUUGUAACUCUGUGGCUUGAAUGUAUGUUUUUAAGAAAUGGACAAUUUUGUACUUGUUGAGAGACUGAGGUAGUGAGCGCUUGAGCCUUAAUGCAGACGUCG
This is a messenger RNA of Guyanagaster necrorhizus, 1757 nucleotides long. RefSeq lists its product as uncharacterized. NCBI's taxonomy places the organism in Eukaryota, Fungi, Basidiomycota, Agaricomycetes, Agaricales, Physalacriaceae. The record is from RefSeq and is a predicted model, not a curated record. Bases 93 to 1463 code for a protein of 456 amino acids. The transcript is spliced from 4 exons.